This is a messenger RNA of Lizanozyma spartinae, 540 nucleotides long. RefSeq lists its product as uncharacterized. The transcript has a single exon. Gene Ontology annotation, molecular function: endonuclease activity. The annotation marks the transcript as partial. The record is from RefSeq and is a predicted model, not a curated record. NCBI's taxonomy places the organism in Eukaryota, Fungi, Ascomycota, Pichiomycetes, Serinales, Debaryomycetaceae.
AAUGAUAAAUUAACUGAUGAUAAAUUAACUGAUGAUAAAUUAAAUUUAUUAUUAAAAUUCAUAGGUUUUAUAGAUGGAGAUGGUUACAUUAGAGUAACUAAAAAAUCUAAGUUAAAUAAGAAUAAGAUGUUAAUAGAUUCCCCCCCUAUGGGGGGGGAUAUAUCCCCGAAGGGAAUAGAUUAUAUUUAUAUCUCAUUAGUUAUAAAUUUAAAUGAAAAUGAAUUAGAUUUAUUAAAUUAUUUUAAAUCAGAAUUAAAUAUAGGAAAUGUAUAUUGUAUAACACCUAAAAAAGGAAAUAAGUUAGCAAGAUUAGAAAUAAAUAAAACUGAUCUUAAAAAUAAAUUAUUACCUUUAUUAAAUAAAUAUGAUAUACAUUUUUUAACUCUAACUAGACAAAAACAAUAUUUAUUAAUGAAAUAUAUAUUUGAAAAUAAUAUAAUAUUUUAUAAAGAUAUAAUUAAUAAUGAUAAAAUUAAUAAUUAUAUUGAAAAUAAUAUAAUUAAAUAUGAUUUUGAUAAAUUAUAUUAUUUUAAUUAUUGA